AUGCCGUUAGAGGAUCAGUUGGAGAAAUUGGAUAUAUCGGACACGAGCUAUGGCAGUAUGACAGCUGAGAUUGAGACUUUACGUGAUGAAGAUGGUGAACCAAUGGAAGAACUUGUUGAUAUUACUCAGAUGUUUUUCGACUUGGGACGUGAUCUGUCUCCACAUACUAUUAUUAAGGAUCCAGGGUUCAAUCUCUUUGAAGGUACUCAUUCAUUAGAGGUCAAUAACGAAAAGUUGGAUUCUUCGCUGAUCUCAUUGACCGAUGAAGAACGACAAUUCGACUGUAAUUUGGCCUAUGGCGAUGAUGAAUUGCUCAGGUUGAAGCAUGUCACAGCAAUUGUGGACCUGUUGACUCGUUUUUUGGUCUCUUGGCUUAACGAGUAUCAAACAUUGCCUACAACUGUGCUGAGUUGUCGUUACGUCGAGCACCUUCUAAUUGAAUCAUCAAAAGCAGGUCGAUUGACCUAUUUGCACAGUGGAGAUCCACUAUACGAUCAAGUGCUUUGUGAUGCGAUCUACGGUAUAUGUUACUUUGCAAAGUUUGUGCAAAAGCUGUUAAAAGCAGGUGUUAUCUUCGAAGAAGAGGAUCUAAACUUUAAUGGCAUGGGACUUGAUUUCCUGUCUUAUUUUGAGGAACAGCAAGUGAUUGUGGACCGGUUGCACCGAAGCAUUGAGUUUGUUGAGUCAUCUCAAGGUGAUAAAGGCACUUUUCUCUCGCGGCUGCUGAGAAUCAUUAUAUGUCUGGUGAAAAUGGAGGAUCAUCUGGAGUUAUACAGCGCUGAUGUGACCAGGUUGGACGAAUUGAUCGAGGAGUCCCGUUAUCUAGAUGAGCACGAUGUUUCGCAGGAAUAUACGCCCCCACCAGGCUGCUUUUCUAUGAGUAUUCAAAAGCGGCUAUCUAAUCGGUUCCCUCCUAAGCAUUUAGUAGUACCGAACUGGAAUUACAAAGGUUUCAGCACUAUGGCUCAGGAUCUGAAGAUAGUCUUGAAGGUCAAUGACGCAGCUACGAUGUUGGAAGCCGCCCAACUUGCACAAUAUUUCAAUAAACUAACGCAAAGACAUGUUAUAGCGAGAGCUUUAUUCCCCUUAUACUUCAUUCGGGAUGAUCAGACGAUCCUUGGAAAAUACUCAACUCUGGAUUGUAUUCACAUGCAUUUAAGGGAGUUUUCUGCAAUGUCCACGACCAUCAGUAAACAGUCACCUCAAGAAUUAGAGCCUAUUUUACAGGAAGCUAUGAACGUUUUAUUCGAGUGGUACCAAAAUACAGCUCAAAACACUUCUCGUUAUAGACAAGGUUACAAUAGACAAUUGUUGCUCUGGGACGCGUUACACGCCCAAAUGGAAACCACUGAGUUUGAGCUAGCGCAACGGGGCAUCGCUGAUCAGACUAUGGGCCAGCAAGGACGAAUCCCAUUUAUGCCAUACUCUUCGUGGGCAUUCUCCAUGAAAGUAACUGCAAUGUUAGAUUACGUUACGAAAGGGUUUGAUCUUGACGUUUACAAGCCAUUUGAGUCCUUUUCGAUGUUCUGGUACGCAUAUUAUCUGUCAUAUAACUUGGAGGCCUGCUUAGAGAAUGUUCAACAAUUCAUUGAUUCAAAGAUAAAUUCCAUUCAUGGUUUGGCGAAGAAGAUAAAGAAGGUCAAAACGAUUGAAAAGAAAAAUGAACUGAAAGCCCAGCAUCGUCAUUUAAUGGAUACAGAGAUGGAGCAAUUGAGAACUAAUAAGCGUUACUUAAGUUACCUCUUCAUGAACACAGCAAUCAUCAAGUCUCUAUCGUUGGCGCAGGUAUUCCAAUUCUCUAUCCUAAGGUAUCUCGGCAUAAUUGACACUAAUUCACCAGCAAAGAGCAAGUUCACUUCCGAUAGGCUGUUACAUGAUUUGAGAUUCAAGCCGUUCUCCUCCAUUGGUGUUCCUGAUGUGUUGACAUAUGAGACUUUGCAAUCCACGCUUAGAGAAUUCUCAAUUGAAGGGACCAUGUCAUCUGUAAAACUAGAAAAUGCCCGACAAUGCAUGGACAAGGAGCUUCAAAGUGCUUCUAACGCGAUUGAAACCAUCAAGAAAUGUAUCAGUGCUGGUGACAAUAACGGUCUCAUUGUCACUGGUACUAGACUCGUGAAGGAAGAAGCAUUGGACUACUACAAUCAUUUACAAGUAUCAGUCGAGGCUAUCAUUGCAAAUAGCACGACCAUCUCGUCCCAUUUGAAGUCCUUAAAAUCAGCUGAGUGGAAACAUAGACAUGAGGUGAGACUGAACGUUCCUAAAGGCGGUUCUCCAUUUUUCCCGCUACUUGAAUUAAUAGAAAAGGUGGAUCGCAAGAAGUAA
Messenger RNA from Torulaspora delbrueckii, 2322 nucleotides. RefSeq names its product Mak10p (gene MAK10). Gene Ontology annotation, cellular component: NatC complex. The record is from RefSeq and is a predicted model, not a curated record. Gene Ontology annotation, biological process: N-terminal peptidyl-methionine acetylation. NCBI's taxonomy places the organism in Eukaryota, Fungi, Ascomycota, Saccharomycetes, Saccharomycetales, Saccharomycetaceae. The transcript has a single exon. The coding region runs from base 1 to 2322 and encodes 773 amino acids.